Molecule: messenger RNA, 5083 nt
Organism: Rhinolophus ferrumequinum (greater horseshoe bat)
Lineage: Eukaryota; Metazoa; Chordata; Mammalia; Chiroptera; Rhinolophidae
Gene: WEE1
Product: WEE1 G2 checkpoint kinase
Exons: 11
Coding region: 1967-3904 (645 amino acids)
Biological process (GO): mitotic cell cycle; protein phosphorylation
Cellular component (GO): nucleus
Molecular function (GO): non-membrane spanning protein tyrosine kinase activity; magnesium ion binding; ATP binding
Source: RefSeq, a predicted model, not a curated record
GAUUAGUAAAGAGCAGAAGUUUUCUGAAGUUAUUUUUAUUUACACUUCACAUGAAAUUGGGAAAACGUUGACUAUCCAUAUCAAAAAAUUGUAUUUGUCAACAGGAGAGAGGAGGCAUUGGAGGGAGGGUGCUAAACACCACUCCUUGGCAUUGGUCACCAUGAAUCAGAGACUGCUUCUCCUUGAAACACACAAGAAGAUAGAUUUCCUGUCUUUCAAGAGCUUAAAAUUGAAUUUGGAUUAACAUGCAAAAAAGACAUUUAUACAUCAGUUAGCAAAUGUUUGUAGAAGACAGUGGUUUACCCUUCACUGCAUCUUUAGGGCAUUCCCCAUGUGACGAGUACUAAGAUGUUUCCAUUAUUCAAAAUCCAGCUUGAGUUUAGCCUUUAAAAAGUGUCAGAACGACAUAUAUGGCUGUGUUAAUAUUCAUGAAGUGCUACAGUAAGAAAAACAAACAAUAGAAAUAAAUGUAAAUGGCCAUAAGCUCAUGGAAAUCUGUCCAAUAUCAAUCAAAACAACAAAUCCGUUAACAAACUUUAAAUACCCACUGCUGUUCAGAAUUCACUAGAGUGGAUUUUAAUCAACUGCUAGUGAGAAUGUAAAUUGUUUUUUUCUGGAGGGCAGUUUAUAUCUUUUGACCUAGUAAUUCUUCCUUAUAUAAAUAUAUCCUAAAUAAUAAUAAAACACACACACCACAGAGAAAAAACAUGAGGAUAUUAACCAUGGGGUUACUUAUAACUGAAAAAUUAAGAAACCUGUGCGACAAUAAGUGACAAAUUAAAUCACAAUUUGAUGAAGUACUAGGAUAUUUUUCCUCAAGUUGCCUUUAAGUUUGCAGCAAGCUGGGCCAAUCCGUUUUGCCAACACUUGCCCACGUGCUGGCAGACAAUCGCAGUAGUCGCGAGGUGGGCACUUGGUUUUGUGCUAGGGCCAAUCGUGAUGCUGUUUAGUUUUACUCUGGACAAGCCUGGGACGGACUGCAGAGGGGACCGAGCUCCUCUAGCUAGACACCCCACCCCAACAACUCCAGACGCCACUCCCACAGCCGGUGUCCUCGCCUCGAGAAGUCGAGUCCGUCUUCUUCUGAUUUCGGUGCCCACCUAAGCAAUCGGCUCACACAGUUCGGAAAGGUCCUGAGGCCCGAGUCAACAUUUCCGGCUCAGACCUCGACCGGAGAAUGUGACUGCCCACAGCCACGCCCACAACACCCCGGCACCAAAGGGACGCAGGACUGGAGGCUGGUCUCUCUGGGAAGCACCCGAGGGCCACGGCGGUUCCUCGUUUGCCCCGAUCCGCAGGGACCCCCAGGUCCUCCCCGGCCCCUUUUCCCACUUUAGACCCUGGAGCGCAGGAGGCAGGGCUAGGAGGGCAAGUGCAGACAGGCGUUCGGCUCCGCCGAGUCAAGCUCGGCUCCCGUCGCCCCCUCCCUGAAGAGCCGUCUCGGUUCCCUAGCUCGGCCUCGUCCCGGUGGCGCCCAGCCAGACUCCCGGCAUUCUCGCUCACUCAUUGGCCCGCAGCGCCGCGCCCGCCCUACCGCACCCCGCGCCGCGUGGGGGCGGAGCCAGCGGGUUCGCGCCAAAAUCACGUAACUAAUCCCUCCCCCGCGGGCUACGUCGCGCCCUCCUUUUUUUUCAAACCCGGGGCUGGGCGGGGAUUGGUGGGCUGGACACUCACGUGGUUAACGGUCGCGGGAAGCCGCGGAGCCCGAACUCGCGGCUGGACCUGCGGAGACCUCAGCCUCGGCGCACGGGCCGCCCCGCCUCUCCCGGAUAAGUCCGCGUUGCCGCCGCCACCAUCACCCGCAGCCUCAAGCGCCCCGGAGUCCCAGCUCACCGCCACGCAGACCCGCCGCGGCGGCCACCGGACGCGCCCUGUUGCACGUGGCAGACCCGCCCCCUGGGCCGACUGUGUCCUGGACUCUGCGGGUCCCGGCUCUCCGGUCCUCCGCCCCGACCCCAGGAGCGCGAUGAGCUUUCUGAGCCGACAGCAGCCGCCACCGCCCCGCCGCGCUGGGGCCUCCUGCACCUUGAGACAGAAACUGAUCUUCUCGCCCUGCAGCGACUGUGAGGAGGAGGAGGAGGAAGAAGAGGAGGAGGGCAGCGGCCACAGCACCGGGGAGGACUCCGCCUUUCAGGAGCCCGACUCGCCGCUGCCGUCCGCGCGGAGCCCCUUAGAGCCCGGGCCCGAGAGUUGCCGCUCGCCCGGCCCGGCUCCCGGCAGCCCCGGGGAGCUGGAGGAGGACAUGUUGCUGCGGGGCGCCUGCCCCGGCGCGGAUGCGACCGGCGGCGGGGCCGAGGGCGACUCGUGGGAGGAGGAGGGCUUCGGCUCCUCGUCACCGGUCAAGUCGCCGGCGGCCGCCUACUUCCUGGGCUCGUUCUCGCCGGUGCGCUGCGGCGGCCCGGGGGACGCGUCCCCGCGCAUUUGCGGGGCGCGCAGGGUUAGCGAGGGCCCGUGCUCGCCGCUGCCUGACCACCCCGGCACCCCGCCGCACAAGACCUUCCGCAAGCUGCGGCUCUUCGACACGCCGCACACCCCCAAGAGUUUGCUCUCCAAAGCUCGAGGAAUUGAUUCCAGCUCUGUUAAACUCCGAGGUGGUUCUCUAUUCAUGGAUACACAAAAAUCAGGAAAAAGGGAAUUUGACAUUCGACAGACUCCCCAAGUGAAUAUUAAUCCUUUUACUCCAGAUUCUGUGUUACUUCAUUCCUCAGGACAGUGUCGAAGAAGGAAGAGAACAUAUUGGAAUGAUUCCUGUGGUGAAGACAUGGAAGCCAGUGAUUAUGAAUUUGAAGAUGAAACAAGACCUGCUAAAAGAAUUACAAUUACUGAAAGCAAUAUGAAGUCACGGUAUACAACAGAAUUUCAUGAGCUAGAGAAAAUUGGCUCUGGAGAAUUUGGUUCUGUGUUUAAGUGUGUGAAGAGGCUGGAUGGAUGCAUUUAUGCCAUUAAGCGAUCAAAAAAGCCAUUGGCCGGCUCUGUUGAUGAGCAGAACGCUUUGAGAGAAGUGUAUGCUCAUGCAGUGCUUGGACAACAUUCUCAUGUAGUUCGGUAUUUCUCUGCAUGGGCAGAAGAUGAUCAUAUGCUUAUACAGAACGAAUAUUGUAAUGGUGGAAGUUUAGCUGAUGCCAUAAGUAAAAACUACAGAACCAUGAGUUACUUUACGGAGGCAGAGUUGAAGGAUCUCCUUUUGCAAGUUGGCCGGGGCUUGAGGUAUAUUCAUUCAAUGUCUUUGGUUCACAUGGAUAUAAAACCUAGUAACAUUUUCAUAUCUCGAACCUCAAUACCAAAUGCUGCCUCUGAAGAAGGAGAUGAAGAUGACUGGGUGUCCAACAAAGUUAUAUUUAAAAUAGGUGAUCUUGGGCAUGUAACAAGGAUUUCUAGCCCACAAGUUGAAGAGGGUGAUAGCCGUUUUCUUGCAAAUGAAGUUUUGCAGGAGAACUAUACCCAUCUACCAAAAGCGGAUAUUUUUGCCCUUGCCCUCACAGUGGUAUGUGCUGCUGGUGCCGAACCUCUUCCCAGAAAUGGAGACCAAUGGCAUGAAAUCAGACAGGGUAGAUUACCUCGGAUUCCACAAGUGCUUUCUCAAGAAUUUACAGAGCUGCUAAAAGUUAUGAUUCAUCCAGAACCAGAGAGAAGACCCUCAGCAAUGGCACUGGUAAAGCAUUCAGUAUUGCUGUCUGCGUCUAGAAAAAGUGCAGAACAAUUACGAAUAGAAUUGAAUGCUGAAAAGUUCAAAAAUUCACUUUUGCAGAAAGAACUCAAAAAAGCCCAGAUGGCAAAAGCUGCAGCUGAGGAGAGAGCACUCUUCACUGACCGGAUGGCUACUAGGUCCACCACCCAGAGUAAUAGAACAUCUCGACUUAUUGGAAAGAAAAUGAACCGCUCUGUCAGUCUUACCAUAUACUGAACUACUCAUGUCCCACCUCCCCCAAAAAACUGUGACAAAAGGGAAGAUAGGUUGAAAUCACUGCUAGAACCCAGUUACAAUCAUUUUCUCAAAAUUGGUAUCAGUUGUUUACCUGAAAUAUCUUUUAGGACUUUUAUUUGUGAAUUACAGUUAAAAGCUGUAUUUUGACCAAUGCUCUAUCAGGCUUUCAUCUAGUCUUACCAGUCUGUCUGGUAGGGUGUGUCAGUCAUGUUGGAUGUUACAUCAGUCUUUCCAGGGUUAACCACUAUGGUUGUGUGCUGCUUAUAGUUUGCUGUUGGGUUGUAAUAAAAGGUAUCAUUCCCUACAAUGACCUGUAAAAAGGACUCAAGGGCUUUAUUGCAAACAUUCUCCCUUUGAAAAGGAAAAUGGUAAGAGACUCAGUUACCACGGCCUUCAGUGUACCUGUGUGUGUCAGUCUUAUAUUUCUUUUUUUUUAUUAUUUUUUAUUGUGAAUUAUACUUGUAUAUCCAACUGGGAGCACUUUGUAGGCACUGUAUGAACCAUGGAAUGAUAAUUCUGUGGAAGUAUUGCCUUGUGAAUUUGCUGCUAUUUUAGUUUUGUUUUUGCUGUAAAAUUGUAGCAUUAAACAAUCAUCAUUGUUAAUAGGCAUUCUUUUGAAAACAAUUAUGUGAAAUAUAUAGCUGCUCUUGAUGAAAAGCAGCUAUUUGCCUUUCUUUUUCUUUGGACUUUGAAGCUAGUGCAUUGGAGAAGUGCACCUCCCCCCCCUUUGGAAUGCUGUAUUAAUGUAGUGUAAUUAUUACUGGUUUUGUAAUUUUUCCUGAUAAUGCCCUUCCCAGACUCUUUUUAAAAAAUGUUGCCUCCUUCCACCCAAGUUUUGAACUUGAUUGUAUUGUUAAUCUGUUUUUAACUGUUUUGCCCAGUUUCUCUUCAAUAUUUGUGUAUAUAAACUAAUCUUGGUGAUACUGUACAUAGAUGUUUGAAAUGCCAGAAUGACUUCUGACUAUUCCAAGCUUUUCACAAAAUACGUUUUAUCUGUGAUUAGCCAUUUGACUAAUAAUACUGGCUAAUAGAUGUUGGAAAAAAAGAAUUUGUCUAUUGUUUUCCUAUUAAUUUUGGUGUAAGACAUGUUUGCACUUGUCUCUUUGACUUGUGUUUUAUUAACAUUGAUUGGCAUAUUAAAAGUCACUCUGAGCUUAA